Molecule: messenger RNA, 1855 nt
Organism: Acromyrmex echinatior (Panamanian leafcutter ant)
Lineage: Eukaryota; Metazoa; Arthropoda; Insecta; Hymenoptera; Formicidae
Source: RefSeq, a predicted model, not a curated record
AUCUGCAGUUUAAUGUGGCUUUUUCUUUUCCUGUUUUUCGAAAGACUUAUCGCGAGUGGAGAAUCAGGAAAUGACUAUUCGAAAGGAUGCGCUCAUCUACAUUGUGAGAAUGGUAGUCAUUGCGUAAAACGAAGAUUUUGGUGCAAGGAUCCUCCUUGCCCUGGCAUGUUGUAUUGUUCUAAAUCAAGAAGAGAAUCUUUAAAGGGACCUCCAACGUGCGACACUGUUCGUUGCAACAGAGGACACAUGUGCAUCAUUAAAGUUCGAGGAUGUCAUUGGGGUGGAAAGUGUAAGCAACAAGUAGCGCGCUGCGUAUUGGAAAAAGAAUAUUACGAGGGUGCAGCUUCCUGCGCCGGUUUCGAAUGUCCGUCAGGAAAACGUUGCAUCUUGCGAGAAAUCUUCUGCGUUAGUCCACCGUGCAAACUGAUCAAAAGUUGUGAAAAUGAAGAAGAUGUGCAAACUUGGUUCGACCAAUGCAAAAGUUUGAAUUGCGCUUCGGAAUAUGAGUGUUUUUUACGAAGGCCAGAAAACAAUUGUCGCAAUCCGUCGUGCACACAUACGCCUGAUUGUGUGCUCACCAUCGAAGAUGAGCUAAUCAGUAAAUAUUGCUACGGUUGGAUCUGCCCACGAGCGCAAAAAUGUGUAGUGCGAAUUAUAGAUUCGUGUAAGGGUUUCAAUUGUACCAUCGAGCGAUCGUGUCAUGCAUCUUCAGUCUCGUCCACUAAACGCAACAUGAAUAACAAGGUCUCUAAGCAAUCCUCAAAUAGAAGAACCUUGGUGCAACCCGAGAGGGAAUUGAUUCGCCAGGCGCUAGAUAGAAGAACGAAUUACUCGACUACAAGCAAAAAGCCGACUUUACCAGUGACUUCAACGAGGAGACAAAGUAUUCACUAUACAACUUCUGUAAAGCAAGGGACAGAAGUUUCGUUGAUUCAUCAACAAAUCGCAACAACGAAACCAAAUUUAAUCACAGAAUCAUCAAUGAAUGAACUAUUUUUGACGUUGCCUUAUCCUCGAGUUCGAUUGAAUCACAAUAAACCCUUUCCAAUCAACGAUGACAAAAUUUUCCAAAGUUCAGAGACUUCUCCGGCAACUGUAUCCGCUGAUGGGAAGACCGAGUCAACUAUGUUGCGUGAUACAGAUAAAUUCGAAACCCCAAGAAAGAUCUACAUAACAACCAACGACGAGUUCCCCCUUCCCAUGAUGUUAGAGGACAUUAACUUCUUUAACCAAGGUUACCCGAUCUGGAUAAAGAAUGAUCCAUAUCGUUCGUGGAAAGUGAAGGACGAAGAGGGAUGGAGACACGCGCCACAAAAACCGUACAAGAUUUUAUUGCCGCCGUAUGAGCCGGUGAUCCUUGUUGAAGAUAUGGGAAAACGAGGACAAUUUCUACCAUUCUUCACUGAUGCAUUCUUCACUGACCUUUUUAGCGAAGUGGUUUCAAUAUCUUUGCCAGAAAUAACACCAGAUAUUGGAAAUUCAAAGACGAAUAAUACUUCGAUGAUUGCAAAUAAGACUAUUGAUUAUACAAAUAUAAAUUCUACAAUUGCCAAGAUAGAAAAUAUCAAGACGAAUCAUACCGAUGAAUCGCCCGAUCAUAGGAGUUUCCCGAUGACGGAAAGAACAAGCACUGCUUCGCUAAAUAUUCGUAACAAAGAACUAGAUAAUUCUGAUGAGUGGCGACCGUGGUAUUUGAUUCAUGAUUAUCUGGAACAGUCAAGCCGCGAACAAGGAUCCAAACCAAACGUCACUGAUGUCGCAAUUGAUAAUCUGUGUAAAAAUGAUUCUCUAAAGUUAUGCUAGAUCGCAUAAUGUUAAAACGAAAUAACAAUAAACGCAAGAAAAUAAAAAUAAG